AGGGCGGGGCGCGGCCGCAGUGCAGAGUCCCGAGCCGCGGACGUUACGUAAAAGUCCCGGCCGCCGGUUUUAGGUGGUUGCGGUCUUGGGGGCUUGUGUCUCCGGGGUUGGGGCAGAGCUGACUCUCGUCCGCGGAGGAACAUUAGUGGGCUGUGGGGUUUGUCUUCGAGAGGCGCCCGCCUGAAUCCGUCUCUUCCCGGGCAGGUCGCAAUGGAAGAAGAGAUCGCCGCGCUCGUCAUUGACAAUGGCUCCGGCAUGUGCAAAGCUGGCUUUGCUGGGGACGAUGCACCCCGAGCCGUGUUUCCCUCCAUCGUCGGGCGCCCCCGACACCAGGGCGUGAUGGUGGGCAUGGGCCAGAAGGACUCCUACGUGGGUGACGAGGCCCAGAGCAAGCGCGGCAUCUUGACCCUCAAGUACCCUAUCGAGCAUGGCAUUGUCACCAACUGGGACGACAUGGAGAAAAUCUGGCACCAUACUUUCUACAAUGAGCUGCGCGUGGCCCCAGAGGAGCACCCGGUGCUGCUGACCGAGGCCCCUCUGAACCCUAAGGCCAACAGAGAGAAGAUGACUCAGAUUAUGUUUGAGACCUUCAACACCCCGGCCAUGUACGUGGCCAUCCAGGCCGUGCUGUCCCUCUACGCCUCUGGGCGCACCACUGGCAUUGUCAUGGACUCUGGCGACGGGGUCACCCACACGGUGCCCAUCUACGAGGGCUACGCCCUCCCCCACGCCAUCCUGCGUCUGGACCUGGCUGGCCGGGACCUGACUGACUACCUCAUGAAGAUCCUCACCGAGCGUGGCUACAGCUUCACCACCACGGCCGAGCGGGAAAUUGUGCGAGACAUCAAGGAGAAGCUGUGCUACGUCGCCCUGGACUUCGAGCAGGAGAUGGCCACCGCCGCAUCGUCCUCUUCCCUGGAGAAGAGCUACGAGCUGCCCGAUGGCCAGGUCAUCACCAUCGGCAAUGAGCGGUUCCGGUGUCCGGAGGCGCUGUUCCAGCCGUCUUUCCUGGGCAUGGAAUCUUGUGGCAUCCAUGAGACCACCUUCAACUCCAUCAUGAAGUGUGACGUGGACAUCCGCAAAGACCUGUAUGCCAACACGGUGCUGUCUGGCGGCACCACCAUGUACCCCGGCAUUGCCGACAGGAUGCAGAAGGAGAUCACCGCCCUGGCACCCAGCACCAUGAAGAUCAAGAUUAUCGCACCCCCAGAGCGCAAGUACUCAGUGUGGAUCGGUGGCUCCAUCUUGGCCUCACUGUCCACCUUCCAGCAGAUGUGGAUUAGCAAGCAGGAGUACGACGAGUCGGGCCCCUCCAUCGUCCAUCGCAAAUGCUUCUAAAUGGACUGAGCAGAUGCGUAGCAUUUGCUGCAUGGGUUAAUUCAGAAGUAUAAAUUUGCCCUUGGCAAAUGCAUACACCUCAUGCUAGCCUCACGAAACUGGAAUAAGCCUUUGAAAAGAAAUUGUCCUUGAAGCUUGUAUCUGAUAUCAGCACUGGAUUGUAGAACUUGUUGCUGAUUUUGACCGUGUAUUCAAGUUAACUGUUCCCCUUGGUAUUUGGUAUUAAUGUGUCAGGGCUUGAGUGUUCUGGGAUUUCUCUAGAGGCUGGCAAGGGCUCCUGAACCAGUUUCUGCCCUGCCAGUCUGUCAGGGUUGGAAAGUCCAAGCCAUAGGACCCAGUUUUCUUAGCUGACGUUUUCUGCCAGAACACCGUGGGCUGUUACUUGCCUUGAGUUGGAAGCGGUUUGCAUUUACACCUGUAAAUGUAUUCAUCCUUUUAAUUUAUGUAAGGUUUUUUUGUACGCAAUUCUCAAUUCUUUAAAGAGAUGACAACAAAUUUUGGUUUUCUACUGUUAUGUGAGAACAUUAGGCCCCAGCAACACGUCAUUGUGUAAGGAAAAAUAAAAGUGCUGCCGUAAC
Mandrillus leucophaeus (drill) is the source of this 1916-nucleotide messenger RNA. RefSeq names its product actin gamma 1 (gene ACTG1). The transcript has 6 exons. NCBI's taxonomy places the organism in Eukaryota, Metazoa, Chordata, Mammalia, Primates, Cercopithecidae. The record is from RefSeq and is a predicted model, not a curated record. Bases 211 to 1338 code for a protein of 375 amino acids.